AUGAUGAGCUAUAAGGAUGUUUGUAAAGUUGGCACGGGUCUGAUUCUUGUUGCUACAUCAUUUAUUAUGGGUGUUUUUUAUUCGAACCAAAUAUAUGAUUAUCAGUUACUGUUUGGCAAAAAUACAACUCAACUACAUUUUGAUAAUGCUUUAAGACAUUACCAAACCAUGCAUGAUGUUCCUCAUCCAGUUUUCUAUCUUUUAUGUGGAAUUGCCGCCAUGGGUUUGAUAGGUUGCAUCAUCAGGGUUUAUAAACCAAAUCCAGAUUUACAGUUAUUCGAGUACUGCUCUUUAGGUCUUUACGUAUUUGGUGUCUGUGUCUUUAUUACAAAUAUCAAAACAGGUGUUGACUGUUCUGUUGUCCAUAACUGGGGUGAAGUCUCUGAAAAUGAAGGUUUGGCCGUUUUAGGUUCUUCUAAUGUUAUCUUACUUUUGCUAUUUUCAGGUGUCAUUUUAUUACAAGGUGGCUUAUGGUACACCAGCUGGGAACAUCAACAGAGACUCGACAAGUUUUUUGCAGAGGAGGCUGCUGAAGUUAAAGCUAAGGCUGCUGCCGCAACUGUCAGUGAUUCUGCAGCUUCUAAGAAGAAAGAGAACAAAAAGCAAAAAUGA
Molecule: messenger RNA, 612 nt
Organism: Zygotorulaspora mrakii
Lineage: Eukaryota; Fungi; Ascomycota; Saccharomycetes; Saccharomycetales; Saccharomycetaceae
Gene: SHR3
Product: Shr3p
Exons: 1
Coding region: 1-612 (203 amino acids)
Biological process (GO): endoplasmic reticulum to Golgi vesicle-mediated transport
Cellular component (GO): endoplasmic reticulum membrane
Source: RefSeq, a predicted model, not a curated record